CCAUCAACGCCCUUUCUUCCAUCUUCAUCUCACUUUUCCAUCCCCAACUCACAGCCAGCACUCAGUCAAGUCGCUUUUUACGCGUCUACUUCAAUACCCAACUCUCUCCCACAACUCACCCCAAACCCCAAAUUCAAAAAUGACUGGAGGCGGAAAGUCCGGCGGCAAGGCCAGCGGUUCCAAGAACGCGCAAUCUCGUUCCUCUAAGGCCGGUCUCGCAUUCCCUGUCGGUCGUGUUCACCGUCUGCUCCGCAAGGGCAACUACGCCCAGCGUGUCGGUGCUGGUGCCCCCGUUUACCUCGCCGCAGUCCUCGAGUACCUUGCUGCUGAGAUUCUCGAGCUUGCUGGCAACGCCGCCCGCGACAACAAGAAGACCCGCAUUAUUCCUCGUCAUCUUCAGCUCGCCAUCCGCAACGAUGAGGAGUUGAACAAGCUUCUCGGCCACGUCACGAUCGCCCAGGGUGGUGUUCUGCCCAACAUUCACCAGAAGUUUCAAGACCUGCUGCCCAAGAAGACUGGCAAGACUGGCAAGAACCAGAGCCAAGAGUUGUAA
Messenger RNA from Colletotrichum godetiae, 553 nucleotides. RefSeq names its product histone H2A-like protein. Gene Ontology annotation, cellular component: chromatin; nucleosome. The record is from RefSeq and is a predicted model, not a curated record. Gene Ontology annotation, biological process: heterochromatin formation. The transcript is spliced from 3 exons. The coding region runs from base 140 to 553 and encodes 137 amino acids. Lineage: Eukaryota; Fungi; Ascomycota; Sordariomycetes; Glomerellales; Glomerellaceae. Gene Ontology annotation, molecular function: protein heterodimerization activity; structural constituent of chromatin; DNA binding.